AAAAAAAGUCCCUCUUACCUCCUCUCCAGCUCCCACCAGCUGGCUUUUGUUUUCGCAAAACAGUAUAACACAUCCGUGGUUACUCUUCUGCGACGUUUUAUUACGCAUUUAUGACACAUCCUGAAUAAGGGAAUAAGGAGAUAACGGUGAACUUUGGAGGUGUUCCAUAAACCAGGUUUGCACCAGGAUGUUUCCCUCCUGACGGCGACUACAACAGAGAGGAUGAUCUCACCUGAAUGCUACAUUUAGCCCGUCUGCUCUGCAUUCGUGAAGCCCUCGACAGCCGCGUGUGAAAGAAGGCUAACACAGACCAACGAUGUUCAGAUCAUCUGAGGCGAGCAGACGACGUGCUAAUAGCCAGGCACUGGGCCGCGUCAGAGCGGUGGAGGUAGCUCGAGGGAGGACAGGUUACGGUUUCACUCUCUCUGGUCACUCACCCUGUGUGCUGAGCUGUGUCCUGAAAGGCAGUCCGGCCGACUAUGUCGGCCUGCGUGCUGGAGACCAGAUCCUUGCCGUGAAUGACAUCAAUGUGGCGAAAGCAUCCCAUGAGGAUGUAGUCAAGCUGAUUGGACGCUGCUCGGGCGUGUUACACCUGCUCAUCGCUGAGAGCGGACAGCUGGACUCGUGCUCCAGUGACGAGGAGCUCGGAUUCCACGAGCACAAAAGCCACUGGCUCCGACCAAAGAUGGACUCCAAGACUUUGGGAAUAAACCGUGCUGAGCGUGUGGUGGCUGAGAUGCAGUCUGGAGGGAUAUUCAACAUGAUCUUUGAGAACUCCUCCAGCCACUCCUCCAGCAGCUCGGAGAAAGCGGCUGCAAAACGGAGACCUAUCUCUGAGCUGGACUUCCUGUGUGGAGACCUUGAGGCUCAGAGGAGCGAUGUGAACCUCCUGUCAGAACAGGAAAUGGCCAGAGUGCUGCGUGAUGACUCCGUGUUCGUGGAAGUAUUUGAACCCGAGCGGCAGGAAGCUGACUCAGCAGGCAUCCUUAAUGUCGGCAUGAUAGUGGGCUACUUGGGUUCCAUUGAGCUGGCAUCAAGCGGUGCCAACCUGGAGAGCGACAGUGUGCAGGCAAUACGUGGCUGCAUGCGCCGCCUGCGAGCUGAGCACAAGGUGCACUCACUGGUGCUGCUUGAAGUGCUUCAUGACCGCGUACUCCUACGCAACGACCGCAGAGCUGUCCUGGCUGCCUACCCGGCCGAGAAGCUGGCAUUCAGUGCCGUUUGCCCAGACGACCGCCGAUUCUUUGGCCUGGUCACUAUGCAGGCUGCUGAGGAUCAUGGCAUGAAUGCAAUUGCAGAUGAAGACCAAGGCUCAAGAACCUCCUGCCAUGUCUUCCUUGUUGAUCCUGAGCUCUGUCACCACAAGGUACAUCAAGGGAUCUCUCGGCGCUUCGGUUUUAACUGCACUCCUGAUCCGGACACUGGGGGCUGUUUGGAAUUCCCCCCAACAUCACAGCCACUGCUGCAGUUUGUAUCAGUGCUCUACCGUGACAUGGGCGAGUCCAUUGAAGGCGUACGAGCACGAGCGUUCCUCGAUGGUGAUCUGGACGCUCAGCAGAACAACAGCACCAGCAGCAAUAGCGACAGCGGAAUAGGCAACUUCCUGCCCGAAGAAAAAAACAACCGCGUCCUUUUGGUCGACCUCGGUGCCAAUCCUGCCCGCCAUGUACCCACGGGAUUAUGGGAAAGUGCACAGGGAUGUAGGAACCCUGGCGCUCAGGCUGGUCUCCCUUCUCCAUCUCCUCCUCCUCCUCCUCCUCCCUCUAUAAAUCAUCGUAACGGCUACAGGCAUGAGUUCUCUGAGCCACACCCACACUCCCACACAGACCCGCCCUCUCUGUCUAACAGACACCUGAGCUCCUCCUCCCGGCUGGAUGUAUCUGGACUUCCCGCCCGCCACCAUUUCCCCGCCCACUCUAAGAAGGGUGCAGGGGGCCAGCGCUGGCUCCCUGUCCAUGUCCUGAGAGAGUGGCAUCAGGGUCGCAGCAGCGAUCAGGAGUCCUAUAGCGAGUCCACAGACGGCUGGUCCAGCGCUAACUGCAGCACACUGCCGCCUCCCAUGAGUAAGAUCCCGGCUGAUCGGUACCGUGCGGCACGAGACAUCGCCUCCCAGCCCCAUCGGCUCCAUGCCCACAAGGACGAGUGGGCCAAGAAGCUGUUCGGGACAGAGAAACAAUUUUACGAGCAUCAACAGCUUCCACAGCAGCACAAUGGCAAGAGGGCUAAAGAGUCAGAGAAAAAGGGUGGAAGGUUCCGGGGCGUCACUGCGGGAUUUCCCCAACGCUCAUCUGGGAGAAGAUCGUUUGGCCGCUCCAAACGCCUCAGCGUGUCUCACUCACUGGAUGACCUGGAGUCGGCAGCUGUCUCUGAUGGCGAGCUGAACAGUGCAGAUCUGAAGGGCUGUGGCAGUGACAACAGCCUGAACAGCAAUGCCAGUCUACCCAGCGUGCAGUGCCACAGACGCCACCCGGAGCGGCGCGUCGCAGCAUGGGCCGUCUGCUUCGAGCGUCUGCUGCAGGACCCCGUCGGCAUCCGUUACUUCUCAGAGUUUCUGAAGAAGGAGUUCAGUGAGGAGAAUAUCCUGUUCUGGCAAGCAUGUGAAUUUUUCAGCCAUGUUCCAGAAACGGACAAGAAGCAGUUAUCCCAGAAGGCGAGAGAGAUCUACAACAGCUUCCUGUCCAGUAAAGCCACAACGCCAGUCAAUAUCGACAGUCAGGCGCAGCUGGCCGACGACAUCCUCAAUGCUCCACGGCCUGAAAUGUUCAAGGAGCAGCAGCUGCAAAUCUUUAAUCUGAUGAAGUUUGACAGUUACACACGCUUCCUGAAAUCCUUCCUGUAUCAGGAGUGUAUGUUGGCUGAGGUGGAGGGCCGGCCUCUACCAGACCCACACCACAUCCCCAGCAGUCCUACGUCCAAACAUAGCACCAGCUCAGAACGCUCCAACCUCUCCACACCUAAGAAGGAGGAGAAGAAGAGCAAAUCAGUGAAGGCACUCAACGAGGAGUGUAAAGAUGAACAUGGUGAUAAAAAGAAAGGAAGUUUAUUUCCCUGGCCCAGGAACCGAAGUUUUGGGAAAGGACACAAAAAGAAGGAUCUUGGAGAGUACAGCUUUUCGGGCAAUGACGGACGCAGAGAGUCACAGGGUUCUUUAUCUUCUGGCGCGAGUCUGGAGCUCGGCACUUCAGCCCCGGGCAAGAAUGAGGGAGAGGUGUCGCGUAACUCUAUGUCGUUAUCGGAGCGCGCUGUGCGUUACUGUAACAUUAACCUGCCGGACGGGUCCUGUUGCUCAGUACCCAUAAGACCCGGCGUGUCCAUCCGUGAGGUUCUGCUGGGCCUGUGUGAAAAACUCUGCAUCAACCUGGCAGCUGUGGACCUUUUCCUGGUGGGAGGAGAGAAGCCUUUAGUAUUAGACCAGGACUGCAUGACGCUGUGCUCCAGAGACCUGCGACUAGAAAAACGUACAUUAUUCAGGCUGGAUCUGGUGCCCAUAAACCGCUCUGUAGGGCUGAAAGCUAAACCCACCAAGCCUGUGACUGAGGUCCUGAGGCCAGUCGUGGCUAAAUAUGGCCUGCACUUAGGAGACCUGGUAGCCAGGAUUAGUGGGGAGAAGGAGCCACUGGAUCUGGGCCUGCCCAUUUCGAACCUGGAUGGACUCAGAGUGGUGCUGGAGGCAGCUGAACAUGGUGCUGCUAAAGACAAACAGAAACUGACCUUGACAAAAAGCCACGGCCCGCCACUGUCCACACGAAGCCAGUCUGCUACAGCGGAGGACAGAUCAUCAGGAAAGGCUACGACUGUCAAAACCAGGGCCCAGAUGGAAAAGCGAAAACAGAAAAAGCUUAAUAUAGAUGAAGCUGAAGAAUUCUUCGAGCUCAUAUCCAAAGCACAGAGCAACCGAGCUGACGACCAGCGGGGUCUGCUGAACAAAUCUGACCUCGUCUUGCCUGACUUCCUGCGCCUUGACCCUGACACAAGCCCCGGAGACGUCCCUGUAAGCUCCACCCCUGAUCCCUACAAGCCCCGUCCACGUUCCAAAGAGAACGGCUCUGCCCUCAGCGCCAGCCACCAGACACAGAGCUUGGAUUCGGGUGUGGAAGGGCCAGGUGGCCGGAGAGCCUUCAUUCCGCUCCAUAGGAACCCCGCUCCCCGUAAGCAGGCGACGUUUGGCCCCACCCUCUCGCCCAUCUCACACAGUCAUGGCGAUUGGAAGCGAGAGAGUGGGGCCCAGGCACUGGAGGAGGAGGAGCAUGGUACGGACUUGACGCUGGUGGGUGAAGGCGAUAUCGCCAUACCUAACAGCUUGCUCCUCCCUCCAUCCCCUUUGCCCCUCCCUCGCUCCCCAGACCGGCCCCGCCUCCUCAGAGAGGAUGCAUAUCAGGACAGCUGGGCCCAGCCAGGUACCUCUCCUGUGUGACCUGUGCUUUCCCUCUCACGCACUCCCUUCAUGUUCUUCCUGAAGAUCUGCUGUGUGUUUUAUCGAGUGCUGUGGACUUGCUGUUGUUCUCUUUGCCAAACCUCGUCAAAGCCGUGACUCUCCCUUGUAAAUACGUCGCCUUCUAAGAGCACUUUACUGAACUAUUGGAAAAGAGACAUAGAGAUAUAUACAGAUGCUAACUAACAAGCUUUUACUUUCUUUGUUUGAAAGGUUUUGUGUGUCCAGUUACAUUUCAUGGCACACCAACAUGACAGUUGUUUGUCGUUAAGCUUCACUUUUAUAAGAAGCUCAGUACAGAUUACAGUAGACAGUGUGAUUGUCAGUGAGUGGUUAACUUCAAGUGUCUUGCUCUCUCUGGGAGUGCACACACCCUGUCAAUGCCAGAGGAAUUAGAAUUAGCACAAAUACUUAAAUAUGGAGUGGUGAGAAAAUCAAGAACCAUUGCACCACCUCCUGAUUGCACCACCAGGCAAUAUGAGUUUACAGUCAUGAGACAUAAGACCAUAUUGGCUCUCUGAUAUCUUUUUACAAAAUUCAUACAACUACAACGAGUGAUUUCACAUGAAUGAAGUUUGACACUAGCUCUGACUCGUAUCUUUAUAUUAACCCUUCAACCUUUCAGCUUAUUAUUUAGUUCUUUCAAUAACUACAGUGAAACUAAUAGGACUUCUAUGUAGGUAUGAGAUCAAGGAAUAUUGGGAGUGUAACCACUGGAAACUUUAUAUAUAAGCCAUGUUGGAAUAUUAGUAUAAAUUGACACCCAUGAUACCAUGCAGGCUUCCUGCCUUAUGUCAUGACAGGUCUAAACAGGUGCAGAACCAGACCGGUGACAAAGGCUGUCUUCAUGAGUUAUCAUGAAUGUAAAAUCCUAAUCUAAAGUCUGCUUUCGGAGUUAUAAUAACAAGAGGGAGCCUCAGAAACAAGUUUAGUCACCAAAUUCCUGACUUUCACCAUAACUAAAGAAAAGGACUGUUUUAGAAGUUAAAGUUUGACUAGCCAACAGAUACUGUAUUAAUCUUUUCCCAAUGGUGAUGCAAUACAUUAGGGUUGCUCAAAAUUCUAGAAAGAUGCCAAAAUAAAUCAGGGCUGAGGUUCCCACAAGUACUGCAGCCUCGUUCAGUCAAUAAAUGGUUGAACGAGCAUCACAGAUAUAUCGCCUAAACAUGAAAUAUGAAGGUAUAUCAAGGUACAAUUUAGUAACUUCUGUUCCACUUUGCCUCACUGAUGAUCACAUGGCUGACUGCAAUAACGUCACUGCCGUUACUCAUCCUGCAGACGGCCACGAGCCUUCAGCUCACUUUAAAACAUCACCAGUAGCUUCAGUCGUUAGAAAACAGUUCAGGUGAAAAAAAUCAUAUUCGUCGCACCUUUAUGAGGUGAGAUGUAACCAAAUGCAUUUCCCAGUUUUUAUCUGAAUAUAUUCAUCUUAAACUGACAGACACACACACUCACACAGUGGGGUAAACAGCUGCAUAUCCCAUUCAAUUCUGAAUGCUUACAGGAUCUCAGAUUCCCAGUGUGCUAUUCUUUACACUUGUCCAGAUAUCUUCACUCUGUUUCUUUCAACAAGCAAUUCAACAAUGUUUACACAGUUAACAUCCACUCUCUCAUCUUGCAUAUGGUAUUAUGUAAUAUAAUCCCUACAACCUUAAUUUAUCCAAUUUGUGUGCAAAGUAUGUUUUACUAAAUGACAAAGAAAUACUAACUGUGUACAGGUUUUUGCUUGUAUCCGAGAUGCCAGCGUUGUUGAAUUGCCUGCUAUUUUGCUGUAGACGCUGAGAUCCAAUCACAUUUCCUAUAGCAGUUUUGUUGAGAUGACGAUCCACUCCAGUCUGUGCCAUAUCUCUGCAUUUCUGUAUAUACAGUGAAAUAAAUGUUAGAGCGACAUCUUUUGCUCUGAUAUUC
Hemibagrus wyckioides is the source of this 6340-nucleotide messenger RNA. RefSeq names its product regulator of G protein signaling 12b (gene rgs12b). NCBI's taxonomy places the organism in Eukaryota, Metazoa, Chordata, Actinopteri, Siluriformes, Bagridae. Bases 317 to 4414 code for a protein of 1365 amino acids. The record is from RefSeq and is a predicted model, not a curated record. Gene Ontology annotation, molecular function: GTPase activator activity; protein binding. Gene Ontology annotation, biological process: signal transduction. The transcript has 18 exons.